AUGUCCUUCAUGCAGGGAUUCAACACAUCGCCGGCGAACACCAUAGAAUUUACCCUCGGGAACUCGCUGAUCUCCAAUGUUCUCCUCGCAAACACGCCCCAGAUCGUCCUCAGUUUUGUCUACCUCUUCUACAACAACGUAUUCACCUGCAUGGUCAUGGCGCACGAGUACGCGCGCUUCGCAUCGCUGCCGUACCGCUAUAUCGUGCCCAUCAUGUUAAUCAUGGCGUUCAUGUACUGGUCAGUGUCGCGCAGCAUAUAUCUCGUACAACUCGAGAUUUAUGAUAACAACGGCGAGUUGAUAGCCGGUCGGUCUGUUACCGGAUGUGGGUACUCUCCGCCACCCAUUGUAUUGUCUCUGUGCCUCGGAGGUGCCAUGAUUCUGUUACUCCUAGGUCUUUCGGCUUGGAAAUUGGACCCGGGGAUGCCGAUCGCGGGAUCGUGUUCCCUGGUCAUCAGCGCUGCUGCCCAUGCUGGCCAGGACGAGGUCGACGCCGCGGCUCGUCACUUACAGUACGGCGUCAUCUCGGAGGAUGAUACUGGUGGCAGAGAUCGCCGGCGAGUGGGCUUUUCUUCGCGGCCUGUGGAGAAACUUGUUGCUGGCGAGACGUACGCGUGA
Messenger RNA from Colletotrichum aenigma, 618 nucleotides. RefSeq lists its product as uncharacterized. The record is from RefSeq and is a predicted model, not a curated record. The transcript is spliced from 2 exons. Lineage: Eukaryota; Fungi; Ascomycota; Sordariomycetes; Glomerellales; Glomerellaceae. The coding region runs from base 1 to 618 and encodes 205 amino acids.